GAUACCAAUUGAGAGCUCUAAAAUCCGCGUUUUUUUGCAAAACGGGUCUGGUUUGCCUGCACCCUCGUCUCCCUUAUCUUCCACCUUGAAAUGCCGUUCUUUCACCUGAGAUUGACUGCUCCACACUCAACUCUCAAUCAUGUUCCGUUGUUUGGUUAUGUGGUGGAACCCACUCACUUCCCACAGAACACACAGCAUUUGAAUUAUCAUUUACGUGUUUUGAAGAAUUGGCCUCCCUUGUAUGCUUUUGUUCAUUCAUUCCCUAGAUUUCAUUCUUUGGGAGCCAUGCACAUCAGUGCUGACAUGGCUGAGAAAUUUGAUAUUCUCAACGUCUGCCAUUCUAUACUUGGCAAGAAUUCAUAUGAGAAGCAAUGCUCGGUCAGGGAGGUUCAAUCAAUGCAUCAUAUUGACUCUCCAGACAGUAUUAGCAAGGAAGAGAAGGAAAGACAGAGACGAAAAAAAAUAGGACUAGCCAACAAAGGGAGAGUACCAUGGAACAAAGGCAGGAAACAUAGUUCGGAGACUUGUGAGCGAAUCAAACAGAGAACAAUAGAAGCCUUAAAAGACCCCAAGGUUAGAAAGAAGAUGUCUGAGCAUCCCCGGCCUCAUAGCUCUGAGUCCAAGGCAAAAAUGCGUUCUUCAAUUAGACGUGUUUUGGGGCAGCGUUUAAAAUGGAAACGGUUAAGGGAGAAAUUAUUUCUGUCAUGGGUUGAAAGCAUAGCAGAGGUGGCUAAGAAAGGUGGUAGUGGACAGCAAGAGCUCUGUUGGGAUAGCUAUGAGAAGAUUAAGCAAAAAUUACAUCUCCAAGAGCUUCAGCUGGCUGCUGAAAAGAAAAAGGAAAGGGCGAAGGAGAGGGCAAAGAAAAGAGCAAUGACAGCAGAACAAGUUAAAGAAAAAAAUAUGGCAAGGAUUGCUCUUGAGAGGAGAAAAGAUGGAGAAGUCUAUGAAGAUACUGAAGAGUUGACAGCUCUUCAAGGGCGGAAUUGUAAGCGGAGAUUAAUGAAGUUUGAAAGAAAAACUUCAACAAAUGGACAAGCUGCUGCUCGAGGGGACAUAGUCAUGUCGCAUAUCUCAGCUUUUGAGAAACUGGAUCUAGAGCUUAUAAAGAGAGAAAAAAUGCAGAAAGAAUUUUCAUUCGCAGACCAGAUCAGAGCUGCCAAAAACAAAAGAAUGGAAUUAACUAUGGAAGCCUCAUCCUCUGUUCAUGCAGCCAACAAGAAACCAGGGGAGUAUGCUUAAAUUUCCACAUCCCUACCAGCAGUUGAAAUAGAGGAAGAGAAAAUAUCGGACUCUUGGAUGCAUUUUUCCAACUAGUCGCAAGAGUCCGGUCAUUUGUUUUCAGGGCUGCAUUCCAAUUUUAUAUGGAAGAGGUCCAUCUGGCGACAGUGCAGCGUUUUUAUGUGAAAAAUUUGUUAGGGGUUAUGUGAUGGAUGCAAACUCCACAAUAGAGCACCAAGGUUUUGUAAGUUAAACAUGGAAGGAAGAAAACCAUGAGUUUUGAGAUUUGUAGUUUAUUUUCUCCGAAAUAAAUUGGACAGCAGCAUCAUAUAUUAUCUUUUCUUUUCUUCAAAUCUAUCAGAAACAGCAUACUGAGGAGUU
Molecule: messenger RNA, 1599 nt
Organism: Prunus avium (sweet cherry)
Lineage: Eukaryota; Viridiplantae; Streptophyta; Magnoliopsida; Rosales; Rosaceae
Source: RefSeq, a predicted model, not a curated record